Dunckerocampus dactyliophorus (ringed pipefish) is the source of this 4547-nucleotide messenger RNA. RefSeq names its product heparan sulfate (glucosamine) 3-O-sulfotransferase 3B1b (gene hs3st3b1b). The transcript has 2 exons. Bases 246 to 1433 code for a protein of 395 amino acids. The record is from RefSeq and is a predicted model, not a curated record. Gene Ontology annotation, molecular function: [heparan sulfate]-glucosamine 3-sulfotransferase activity. Lineage: Eukaryota; Metazoa; Chordata; Actinopteri; Syngnathiformes; Syngnathidae.
CGGUCGGGAAGGUUCGUUGAGGAGGAGCUCGUGAUGAUAACUUCACUUUUUAGCCCCAAAAGAUGAUUCAUAAACUCCAAACAAGCCUUCACCGUCGGAUAUAUUUUUAUUUUUGACUUGUUCAACACUUGGCCGCCAAGUUUGACUGACUUCUGGCAGGUGAGCAUGAGCGUCAUUCGUGGAGGAUUACCGGAGUGAAGGAGGCGACAUGAGCCGCUGGGACGUGCUUGUGACCCGGGAGGCUUAUGGAAUAUAGCCCGCUGAGUGCCUGUUGCUUCGGCCCCGUCAAGAGGAAAGCCCUCCUGCUCAGCAUCAUGGUCCUCAUCUGGCUCUUCAUGCUCUACUCCUGCGUGGGUCCCUGCUCCAGCGUGCCCGGCGUGCUGAUCGACUCCUACCGGGACAGCGGUGCACCGGUGGUGGGCAGGAGGACCGAGCGGGCGGACCUGGUGUCCCGGCUGCUGGUGGCCAAGACGCAGCAGCCGCAGCCGUGGGAGGACGUGGACUACGAGGACCCCCCAGUCAGGACGGCCGCCGCCGCCGCGUCCCGGGACUUGCUCAACGACGAGCCGGCGGAGAGAACCGACGACUGGGACAGAGGACCCGGGCAGCCCCGAGCCCCGGAGCCCAGCACCUUGUCGAGCUUCUCCAACGGCUCUGGGAGCAAGAAGCUGCCGCAGGCCAUCAUCAUCGGCGUGAAGAAGGGAGGCACCCGGGCUCUGCUGGAGUUCCUGCGGGUGCACCCGGACAUCAGGGCCGUGGGGGCCGAGCCGCACUUCUUCGACCGCAACUAUGACAACGGACUGGAGUGGUACAGGGAUCUGAUGCCCAAGACCCUGGAAGGCCAGAUCACCAUGGAGAAGACCCCCAGCUACUUUGUGACCAAAGAGGCUCCGGCCCGGAUCUCGGCCAUGUCCCGGAACACCAAGCUGAUCGUGGUGGUGAGGGACCCGGUCACCAGGGCCAUCUCGGACUACACGCAGACGCUGUCCAAGAAGCCCGACAUCCCCUCUUUCCAGAGCCUGACCUUCAAGAACAGGACUACGGGGCUCAUCGACACGUCGUGGAGCGCCAUCCAGAUCGGGAUCUACGCCAAGCACCUGGACAACUGGCUGCAGUACUUCCCCAUGGAGCAGAUCCUCUUUGUGAGCGGCGAGCGGCUCAUCAGCGACCCGGCCGGAGAGCUGGGCCGCGUGCAGGACUUCCUUGGCCUCAAGCGCAUCAUCACCGACAAACACUUCUACUUCAACCAGACCAAGGGCUUCCCGUGCCUCAAGAAGGCCGAGGGCAGCAGCAAGCCCCACUGCCUGGGCAAGACCAAAGGCCGCACCCACCCCGACAUCCACCCCGAGGUUGUGCAGAGGCUACGCGACUUCUACCGGCCCUUUAACAUGAAGUUCUACCAGAUGACCGGACACAACUUUGGCUGGGAUUGAUACCCAAACAAUGACGGACUUCUUUCUUUCUUUCUUCCUUUUUUAUGCUUUUCUUCUUUUUAUUAUUAUUAUUAUUAUUAUUUUCAGUAAUUGAAGGGCAAGAUGUGGCGAGAUAUAUAUACAGUAUAUAUAUAUAUGUAAAAUGUACAGAAAUCUAUUUUAUAAUAAUUUAUUUUUGUUUGGAAGCAAUGAAUUCACUAAGCUGCCUAAGCGUGUUUGUUCAGCACAUCUGGAUCACCUCUUUUUUUUUUUUCCUUCUCCUUUUUAACAAACAUUCCUCACGUCCAAUCCCAAACCCAUUUAGCAGAUAAUAAUCUAAUAAUCAAUCAAUUUAGGAAAAAACAACACAUUUAAAAAAGGUCAUAUUACGGGUGCAGGCGUCCUUCACCUAAACUCAUCCUCAUCCACAAGUUGAUCGGCGAUGUUCGCCAAGCUAACUGCCACGUUCAUCUCCAACCACGCCUCCUUUUUCCGCUCCCAGGGUUCAAAGGUCACACAGACUGUCAAUCAUAUUCAAACACAAAGAUUGGUUCGGGAGAGCCGGGAGGUGGAGCGUCCGCUUUUAUGCCUUAUUGACUAACCCUCAUCCUCUUCCUAAGGAAGCCUGCUUCUGCCACUCAAAGACAAAAAAUAGCCCAAUAGGAAGUCAGAUCAAAAGUCUAAAUUACGGGACGAAAAAUCCAAAUUACAGGAUUAAGAAAUCAUAAUUAUGGGAUUAAAAAAAUCUAAAUUACAAGAUGAAAAAAAUCUAAAUUAUGGGAUUUUAAAAAAUCUACAUUACAGGAUAAAAAAAAAUAAAAAUUACUGGAUUAAAAUCCUAAAUUACACCAUAUAACGUAAAAAUUAUGAGAAAAAUCUAAAUUACAAGAAAAAAGUAAUAAUUAUGAGAUAAAAAGUCAAAAUCAUGAGACAAAAGUCAAAAUUAGCGGAUUAAAAAAUCUAAAUUACCAGAUAAAAAGUCAAAAUUGAGAUAAAAAUUAAAAUUAUGCAAUAAAUCGAAAUGACGGGAUUCAAAGGUCAAAAUUAUGGGAUUUAAAAAAAUCUUAAUUACAAGAAAUCGAAAUUGUGGGAUUAAAAUAUCAAAAUUACGAGAUAAAAAUUCAAAAUGACAAGAAAAAAAGUCCUAAUUAUGAUGUAAGAAUCGCACUUCCUUUUGGAAGUGUCGAAGCUACAACUCAAAUUACUGAGGUCGCGGGAGGACCGGACAUCGGCUGGGAGAAAAAAAAACGCAACAACAAAAAUGCUCAAUUGCCUCCAAUAUGGCUGUUUAAUUGCACCAAAUGAAUCCUGCUGAAGACCCCCCCCAACUAAACAUAUGAAACCCUUUGCACUGCCUCAGACCCGCCAACAAAAACUGUGAUCCAGUGAAGAAGGCGGCACUCGUGAUUCCUCUCAGUGAUCAAUAAAGUAUCUACUGUGUAUCUGUGCACGCGCAGUCUGUAUCUCAUUCCCACGCUUCAUCUCAUAAUUGGGAUUUAGCUUUGGGAUUUUUGUUUUCAGUCAGUGGUGGAAACGGGCUUCCAUAUGUUCCUCACAUCUCCACUCACCUUUUUGUUUUUUUUUUUUUGCCAAAAAGAAAGUAGCAUGUCUCACGCAGCCUUAUCUCUCGUGUGCUUUUCUUGCUUUUUUUCUACUGACUUUUUUGAUAUGCAGGAAGAAGGGAGAAGGUGUGACGUUGUCAUGACAACAAAAGACUGCAAGUGGAGCGUUUCCUAAAAGAAGGAUGUUUUCCAGAUGUUUAGAUGAUGCCGUGCCUCUUAAAACCAUCCAAUUCCACGCCGUUCAGGCUGCUGUUUUUUCUCAUUUCUGACAUCUUCUUGUGUCGGUUCCCUCCUCGGUGCAAUGUGUGACUUGUCACGAAGCAUUUAAGGCCGUCACGUUCUGCGUAGAAAGCGAAACUUGAGAUUAAAAAGCCGCACCGGUACUUUGUUCCGUUUACGGUUGAGUUUUAUUCAACCUGCUUUUUCUUUUGCUUUUCGCCACCACAGACUGGUGGGGCCGAAAAGACAGAAAAGACUGUUUGGGGUUUAAAAAAAAAAAAAAAAAAAAAAAAAAAAAAAGGAAAAUGGAACGGCGGUUUCUAGACAAUUCUAAAAUACUAAACAUUCAUAAUAUUUCUUUGUAUGAAGAAAUAAAUAAGUAUAUAUUUUACCAAACUAUUGUGUGUCUUGUUUGACUUAUUUAUUACAUUAUUACAUUACAGUGCAACCGCUAUCUAAUUUAUUUCCAUCUAUACUUGGAGUUAUACACUAUCGUACCAAACCUGGGGUGUCCUGCAGCACAUUCUAAAAAUGUCAUUUAACAAGAAAACCAAAAAAAAAACAAAAGAAAAAAGAAUAUUAAAAGAAAAAAGUUGUAAUUUGACGAGAAUAAUAUUGGGAGGAAAAGCAACAUUAUUUUGGUAGCACAAAAUUGAUAUAUUAAAGAAAUACAUGAUUAAAAAAGAGUUUUAAUAGUAUGAGAAACAAACAAAAGCAACAAAUUAAGUCAUUUGCCACAAUGGAAAAAAAAUCUGAGUUUUGGAGAAUAAAGUCAUAAAAUCUACGAGAAAAAAAGUCAUAUUACCUUUACCCAAGGCCAAAUGUCACAUAAACCCCCCCCAUAGCUGUCUCAUGCAAUGCCUGUUAUGAUGGAGUAUUAAAAUAAUGUGAGAUUAAAGUCGUACAUUUACCAGAAAAAAAAUGGUAACUUUAUGUUACGACUUAUGUAACCGUUGGUCUUGUGCAUGUGGAGGGGCGGGGUAAGCAAGGCGGACGCGAGAAGGGCUAGCUAUGCUAAUCUAAAUGCUAAAUGCGCAACUGCUGUGCUUCGCUGCCACGUUAUAAAUAAAAGCUUGCCUGAAGGAAGAGCAAAGUUUCCUUCCUUCCUGAAGAGCUAUGCUCUAUUUCCCCUCUGACACGUAUGACACCAUCACACCUCAUAUUUACACUUUAUUCUCCUACAUUUACCACUUUAUCCUCCUACAUUUACCACUUUAUUCUCCUACAUUUACCACUUUAUCCUCCUACAUUUACCACUUUAUUCUCCUACAUUUACCACUUUAUUCUCCUACAUUUACCACUUUAUCCUCCUACAUUUACCACUUUAUUCUCCUACAUUUACCACUUUAUCCUC